AUGCCGUUGACUCGCCUGGCGUUGCGGGCGUCAGCUGCUCUCCUCCCCUUCGCCAUCUCCUCUGCUCUCCUUCCCUUCGCCAUCUCCUCUGCUCUCCUCCCCUUCGCCAUCUCCUCUGCUCUCCUCCCUCGCCAUCUCCUCUGCUCUCCUCCCCUUCGCCAUGUCCUCUGCUCUCCUCCCCUUCGCCAUCUCCUCUGCUCUCCUCCCUCGCCAUCUCCUCUGCUCUCCUCCCCUUCGCCAUCUCCUCUGCUCUCCUCCCCUUCGCCAUCUCCUCUGCUCUCCUCCCCUUCGCCAUCUCCUCUGCUCUCCUCCCCUUCGCCAUCUCCUCUGCUCUCCUCCCUCGCCAUCUCCUCUGCUCUCCUCCCCUUCGCCAUCUCCUCUCCUCUCCUCCCCUUCGCCAUAUCCUCUCCUCUCCUCCCCUUCGCCAUCUCCUCUGCUCUCCUCCCUCGCCAUCUCCUCUGCUCUCCUCCCCUUCGCCAUCUCCUCUGCUCUCCUCCCCUUCGCCAUCUCCUCUGCUCUCCUCCCCUUCGCCAUCUCCUCUGCUCUCCUCCCCUUCGCCAUCUCCUCUGCUCUCCUCCCUCGCCAUCUCCUCUGCUCUCCUCCCCUUCGCCAUCUCCUCUCCUCUCCUCCCCUUCGCCAUCUCCUCUCCUCUCCUCCCCUUCGCCAUCUCCUCUGCUCUCCUCCCUCGCCAUCUCCUCUGCUCUCCUCCCCUUCGCCAUCUCCUCUCCUCUCCUCCCCUUCGCCAUCUCCUCUGCUCUCCUCCCCUUCGCCAUCUCCUCUGCUCUCCUCCCCUUCGCCACCUCAUCUCCUCUCCUCCCCUUCGCCAUCUCCUCUGCUCCAGUCCAGCCGCCUCCUCUCCUCUCAUCCCCUGCUCCAGCUCAUGCCGUUGACUGGCUUUCAGUCCUCCCAACACCAGCGCCAGGGAGAGAGGAGGAGGAGGAGGAGGAGGAGGAGGAGGAGGAGGAGGAGGAGGAGGAGGAGGAGGAGGAGGAGGAGGAGGAAAAGGAGGAGGGAGGGCCUACCCAAGGGGUAAGCGUCUGUGACCCGUGGGGUUCACCUCAACCAGCAACGACGGAGGAGGAGGAAGAAGAGGAGGAGGAAGAGGAGGAGGAGGAGGAGGAGGAGGAGGAGGAGGAGGAGGAGGAGGAGGAGGAGGAGGAGGAUUAG
Molecule: messenger RNA, 1167 nt
Organism: Closterium sp. Naga37s-1
Lineage: Eukaryota; Viridiplantae; Streptophyta; Zygnematophyceae; Desmidiales; Closteriaceae
Source: the annotation of a GenBank genome assembly